Messenger RNA from Symphalangus syndactylus (siamang), 8144 nucleotides. RefSeq names its product zinc finger protein 33B. Lineage: Eukaryota; Metazoa; Chordata; Mammalia; Primates; Hylobatidae. Gene Ontology annotation, cellular component: nucleoplasm; nucleus. The record is from RefSeq and is a predicted model, not a curated record. Gene Ontology annotation, biological process: regulation of immune system process; regulation of cytokine production; negative regulation of transcription by RNA polymerase II. Gene Ontology annotation, molecular function: DNA-binding transcription activator activity, RNA polymerase II-specific; DNA-binding transcription repressor activity, RNA polymerase II-specific; RNA polymerase II cis-regulatory region sequence-specific DNA binding.
AUGUUUCAUGUGUACUUUUAAAGAAUACCUAUUCCACUGUUUUCGAGUGGAAUGUUCUGUCUAUAUCUCUUAGAUCUGGUUGCUUUAGAGUGUCAUCUAUAUCUUCUGUUUCCAUGUUUAUAUUCUGCCCAGUUGUCCUAACCAUAUUGAAAAUGGGUUAUUACAGUUUGCAAUCAGUAUCGUAGACUUGUGUAUUUUUUGUUUUAAUUCUGUCAGUUUUUGCUAUGCAUACUUUGAGGCUCUGUAACAUAUGCUUAGAAUUGUUAUGUCUCCUUUAUCGAUUGACCCUUUUAUUGUUAUAUUGAUAAAAUUCCCCUUUUUAUCAUUAGUAAAAUUUUUGUAUUAAAGUGUAUUUUGUGUGAUAUUAGGAUAGCUACUCCAGCCUUAUAGGUGCCAUGUGCCUGAUACAUCUUUUUCUGUUUUCAAAUUUUCAACCUGUUUGUAUCUAUCUCUUAUAGACAGCACAUGUUUGGACUUUCACACUUUCGACAACCUGAGAAUUGUUGCUUUUUGAUUGGAUUUUCAAAUCAUUCCCUUUUUCCUGUUGUUAUUGCUAUACAGAUGGUUCCUGACUUACAAUGGUUUGACUUAUGAUUUUUUAGCUUUUCAAUGGGUUUAUUGGGUUGAAACCCCUUUGUAUUUUCAGGAUUUACAAAGGUUCAACUUAACUAUUUUUUCUGACUUUACUAGAAUGUGUUCCCAUUUUAACUGGGAAAACAGUAUUUUCAACUAAUUUGACUAUUUUCAGGAUGUAACUUGAUCAUAAGUCAAGGAGCAUCUGUAGUUGGAUUGACCUCUGCCAUUUUUGUUUUCGGUCUCAUGCUUUUUUGAUACUUUAUUCCUUUUAUUUCUGCUUUCUUUUGCAUGACAUGAAUAUAUUUUAUUUUAUUAUUUUUAUAGGUUUCGAGGGUACAAGUGCAGUUUUGUUACCCAGACAUAUCCGAUAGAGGCGAAGUCUGGGCUUUUAGUGUGGUCAUCAGCAGAAUAGUAUACAUUGCACCCAUCAAGUAAUUUCUUAUCCUUCACCCUCCUCCCCACCCCUCCAAGUCUCUGGUGUCUCUCAUUCCACUCUCUAUGUUUAUGUGUACACAACAUGAAAUGAAUAUAGUUUAGUAUAACGUUUUAAUUUUUAAAAUUACUAUGUCUCUUUGAAAAUUUAUUUACCUAGUGGUUGCUCUAGAACUUACCCAAUAAAUCUUACCUUAUCAAAAUCUACUUCAGAUUUCUACUACCUUAACUCUAGUAAAAUACAGAAACAUUACUUAUAUAUAGCUCUAUUUCCUCUUCUCCAUUUGCUAUUUUUAAAUAUAUUACAUAUAUAUUUAAAACCCAACAAUAUAUUGUUAUACAGGCUGAGCAUCCCAAAUCCAAAAAUCUCAAAUGCUCCAAAAUCUGAAACUGAGUGCCAACAUGCUCAACAUGCUCAAAGGAAAUGCUUGUUGGAGCACUUCAGGUUUUAGAUUUCUGGAUUUGGGAAGCUCAACCAGUAAGUAUAAUGUAAAUAUUCCAGAAUUUGGAAAAAAAUCUAAAGUCAGAAACACUUUUGAUGCCAAGCAUUUCAGAUAAGGGAUACUCUGUAAUUGUUACUUUAUGUCAUUUGAUGUCUUUUUUUUUUUUUUUUUACUUUAAGUUCUGUGAUACAUGUGCAGAAUGUGGACCUUUUUACAUAGGUAUAUGUGUUCCAUGGUGAUUGACCCAUCCUCUUAAGUUUCCUCCCCUCGCCCCCAACCCCUCAACAGGCCCCAGUGUGUGUUGUUCCCCUCCCUGUGUUGAUGUCUUUUAAAGAAGCUGAAAGAAAGAUAGGAAGUAUCUAUUCGUAGAGUUUGUUAUACUAACCUUCUUAUUCAUCAUUUCUGCUUUAAUUCAUUUGUUUGUGUGGAUUCAGAGUUACCAUCUAGUGUAAUUUCCUUACUCCAGUACAGAUUUGUUCCUCUUUUUUUUACCCCUGAGAUGGAGUCUCGCUUUGUCGCCCAGGCUGGAGUGCAGUGGCAUGAUCUGGGCUCACUGUAACCCCUGUCUCCUGGGUUCAAGUGAUUCUCCUGUCUCAGCCUCCCGAGUACCUGGGAUUACAGGCAUGCGCCACCACACCCAGCUGAUUUUUGUUUUUAGUAGAGACGGAGUUUCACUGUGUUAGUCAGGCUGGUCACGAACUCCUGACCACAGAUGAUCUGCCCGCCUUGACCUCCCAAAGUGUUAGGAUUACAGGCGUGAGCCACCACACCCAGCCACUUUGCUUAUUUUUUUGAUUUAUUCUUUUUUUUUUUUUUUUGCUUUCGUAUUUGUUUCCUUGUUUAUCGAUAUAUUUAUUUUUUUUUUUGAAACAGGGUCUCUCUGAGUCCUUGAGGCUGGAGUGCAGUGGUAGGAUCGCAGCCCACUGCAGACUCAACCUCCGGGACUCAACAAUAAUCCCACCUCAGCCUCCUGAGUAGCUGAGACUAUAGAAGUCUGGACAGCUGAUCACCUGAAAGAGAGGAGCCAAGAAAACCAAUCUAAACAUUUGUGGGAAGUUGUAUUCAUCAAUAAUGAAAUGCUGACUAAGGAACAAGGUAAUGUAAUAGGAAUACCAUUUAGCAUGGACGUAAGUUCUUUUCCUUCCAGAAAAAUGUUCUGUCAGUGUGACUCAUGUGGAAUGAGUUUUAACACUGUUUCACAAUUGGUUAUCAGUAAGAUAAACUAUUUAGGAGAAAAGUCUGAUGAAUUUAAUGCCCGUGGGAAAUUGUUAUUCAAUAUUAAGCAUGAUGAAACUCAUACUCGAGAGAAAAAUGAAGUUUUGAAAAAUAGGAAAACUCUGAGUCAUCAUGAGAACACUUUGCAGCAUGAGAAGAUUCAAACUUUAGAGCACAAUUUUGAAUACAAUAUAUGUCAGGAAACCCUCCUUGAAAAGGCAGUAUUCAAUACAUGGAAGAGAGAGAACACAGAAGAGAAUAACUGUGAAUAUAAUGAAUUUGGGAGAACUUUGUGUGAUAGUUCAUCCCUCUUGUUCCAUCAGAUACCUCCGUCAAAGGACAGUCACUAUGAAUUUAGUGAUUGUGAGAAGUUCUUAUGUGUGAAGUCCACCCUUUCUAAACAUCAUGGGGUACCUAUGAAACACUGUGAUUGUGGUGAAAGUGGGAAUAAUUUCAGGAGGAAAUUGUGUCUGUCACAGCUUCAGAAAGGUGAUAAAGGAGAGAAACACUUUGAAUGUAAUGAAUGUGGGAAAGCUUUCUGGGAGAAGUCACAUCUCACUCGACAUCAGAGGGUGCACACAGGAGAGAAACGCUUUCAAUGUAAUGUAUGUGGAAAAACUUUCUGGGAGAAGUCAAACCUCACUAAACAUCAGAGAUCACACACAGGGGAGAAACCUUUUGAAUGCAAUGAAUGUAGGAAAGCCUUUAGCCAUAAGUCAGCCCUCACAUUACACCAGAGAACACAUACAGGGGAGAAACCGUAUCAGUGUAAUGCGUGUGGGAAAACUUUUUACCAGAAAUCUGACCUCACUAAACAUCAGAGAACACACACAGGGCUGAAACCCUAUGAAUGUUAUGAAUGUGGAAAAUCCUUCUGUAUGAAUUCACACCUUACAGUACACCAGAGAACUCACACAGGUGAGAAACCUUUUGAGUGUCUUCAGUGUGGGAAAUCCUUUUGUCAAAAGUCACAUCUUACACAGCAUCAGAGAACUCACAUAGGAGAUAAACCUUAUGAAUGUAAUGCAUGUGGGAAAACUUUCUACCACAAGUCAGUACUCAACAGGCAUCAGAUAAUUCAUACAGGGUUGAAACCUUAUGAAUGUUAUGAAUGUGGGAAAACCUUCUGCUUGAAGUCAGACCUCACAGUACAUCAGAGAACGCACACAGGGGAGAAACCCUUUGCAUGUCCUGAAUGUGGGAAAUUCUUUAGCCAUAAGUCAACCCUCUCUCAACAUUAUAGAACACACACAGGGGAGAAACCCUACGAAUGUCAUGAAUGUGGAAAAAUCUUUUACAAUAAAUCAUACCUAACUAAACAUGAUAGAACACAUACAGGGGAGAAACCCUAUGAAUGUAAUGAAUGUGGAAAAACCUUCUGCCAGAAGUCACAACUCACUCAGCAUCAGAGAAUUCACAUAGGGGAGAAACCCUAUGAAUGUAAUGAGUGUGGAAAAGCUUUCUGCCAUAAGUCAGCUCUAAUUGUACAUCAGAGAACCCAUACACAAGAAAAGCCCUAUAAAUGUAAUGAAUGUGGAAAAUCUUUCUGUGUGAAGUCAGGACUUAUUUUACAUGAGAGAAAGCACACGGGGGAGAAACCCUAUGAAUGCAAUCAAUGUGGGAAAUCCUUCAGUCACAAAUCAUCACUCACAGUACAUCACAGGGCUCACACAGGAGAGAAAUCUUGUCGGUGUAAUGAAUGUGGAAAAAUCUUUUACCGUAAAUCAGACCUUGCUAAACAUCAGAGAUCACAUACAGGGGAAAAGCCCUAUGAAUGUAACACAUGCAGGAAAACUUUCUCUCAAAAGUCAAAUCUCAUUGUACAUCAGAGAACACACAUAGGAGAAAAACCUUAUGAAUGAAUUGGAUAUUAGAAAUUUCCAGCCACAAGUCAGCCUCCAUAAUGCCUGAGAGUAUUCACACUGUGGAGAAAGCCCUGUUGACAUCCUGAAUGUUCAGUAACUGUCCACAAACUCACCUAAUGUUACUCCAAAGUAACAGUAGGGGAUAAACCUGUAGACUACAACAACUAUAGGACAACUUUUGUUAGGAAGUGAUAUUCUGUUGAAUAUCAGAUGGUUAAUACUGGCAUAAAACCUCACAGAUUUUUUUGAAUUUGUGAAAGUUUUUGGCAAAAGUACAAAUAGGAUUAUGUUAGAGUUUACACUGAGGAGAAAAUUGUCAAUUUAAGAAAUCUAAAGUGAAAAUUUUGCUUAGAAAUAAAAUAUGACAAGUUCUGUUUUGAGUUUGAUGCCAUAAUAGUUUUUAGGGUACCUAACAAUAAUUUAUAGAUGUACAUUGUGGAAUGUAAAGCUUUAAGAAUUUUUUAAAAAGUAAUAAUUAAAAUAACCUCACAAGAAGUUGUAGUGAGUACAUAGAAUUCCCAUGUACCCUUCACCAAGCUUCCUCUAAGGAUAAUAUAUAAUCAUAGUAUAUGGUCAAGUCCAAGAAAUCGAUGUUACCUUGCUAGUAGAUACAGACUUACUCAGAUUUUGCUAUGGUUUGUGUGCACCGUGUGUGUGUGUGUGUGUGUGUGUGUGGUUAUAUCAAACUUUUACCACUUUUACAUUUGAGUAACCAACAACACAAUUGGUUUACAGAAUGGAAAAGGAGUCUGAGAUCUGUAUUGUAUCAGGAUUACAAAGGAAUCCAGAUUUAGCCUCAAGUAGUUCCCUUGUUGUAUUAAUAACCACACCUUUCUGCAACCCUAUCCCUGGCAUCCACUUGACUAUGAAGCUUUUUGUAAAGCGUAGAUAAAUUGAAUAAUCAGGGCAAUAGCAUUAAACACAUCUGUGAAUUAUCCCUGAAGUUCAUAGGACUUACAUAUGUACAAGUGGUAUGUGAUAUAAAUCGUGUGUUUCAUAUGUGUAAUGGUAUUUAACGUAAUUGUGAAUAGGAAGUAGGUAUCCUAAUUUAGUAGUGGUUACUUCAUCAGGCCCAUCCCAGUUUUUUGUCAUGUCCUGAAACAAUUUAAAAAGAGACCCACUGAGCUAAUGUUUAUCCAUUUAAAAGUUAUAAAUCAAAAUAACAAAUUAUCUAAAAAAAAAAUCUAUCCUGUACGUUUGAAGAUCUAGGCUUGCCUCCGUGUUACUCCCUUUCUCUUCCUACCUAUGGCUCAUCCCAUGCCAUGAAGUGCCUAGGGUACAUAUGUGAACACUCCAGACUUCAGCGUAAGUGAUAGUCCAAAUUUUGUUUAAGCAGCUGCUCUCCAAGACAGGGCCCUGGAAGGAGGCCCACACAUACAGCCCAGUUGCUGCCCAGGGCUGUUGGACUGUCAUUUCAAGGCUCAUUGUACCCAGACAGGGAUCUGGGCCCUCAGAGACUUUUGAGAAUAUGAAGAGGAGGGUUGAGGCUAGAGCGGAGCCAGAAUCAAGCUGGCGUGGGGCUUUUAUUGACAGUGUGAAGAUUGUACACUACAUUACAUGAUCAGAUCGUACAAAUAAUCUAAGAUUAUACAGUCUGGUGACCCUAGAUUACACAAGUAAUCUAAGCUUCCAGUUUAGAAAACUAGAAAAAGAAGAGCAAAUUAAAUCCAAAGUAACCUGGAAAAAAAUUAGAGUAAAAAUCAGUGAAAUUGAAAAGAGAAAAUCAAUAAAACCCAAAACUGUUCUUUGAAAAGGUCAGUAAAAUUGAUAAACCUCUAGCUAGAUUAAGAAAAAACAGAAGACAAAUAUUGCUAAUACCAAAAGUGAAAGAGGCCAUCACAGCUGAUCCUAUGGUCACCAAAAGGAUUAGAAAGAAAUAUGGACAACUCUGUCCAUAAAUUUGAUAACUUAGCUAAAAUGGGCCAAUUCCUUGCAAGAUGCAUUCUCUCAAAGCUCACACAAGGUAGGCCUCAGUAGGCAUAUAUAUCUAUUAAAUAAAUUGAAGCAAUAAUUAAUAACCUUCCAAGACCGGGUGCGGUGGCUCACACCUGUAAUCCAGCACUUUGGGAGGCUGAGGCAGGUGGAUCACGAGGUCAGGAGUUCAAGACCAGCCUGGUCAACAUGGUGAAACCCUGACUCUACUAAAAAUACAAAAAAUUAGCCGGGCAUGGUGGCACGCGUGUAUAGUCCAAGCUACUCAGGAGACUGAGGCAGAAGAUUCGCUUGAACUUGGGAGGUGGAGGUUACAGUGAGCCAAGAUUGUGCCACUGUACUCCAGCCUGGGUGAAAGAGUGAGACUCCAUCUCAAUAAAAAUAAUAAUAAUAAUAAAACCUUCCAAAAAAGUGCCAGGACCACAUGGGUUCACUGAUGUGCAUUUUUCGAGAUACUUAAGGUAGAAAUGAUACCAAGUCUCUAUCAUCUCUUUCAGAAAAUAAAAGCAGGGAUAACACUUCCCAAAUCAUUUUGUGAGGCCAGUAUUACCCUAAUACCAAAACCAAGCAAAGACAUUACAAGAAAGGAAAACUACAGAUCAAUAUUUCCAUUGAACACAGAUGCAGAAAUCCCCAAAAUAUUAACAAAUCAGGAAUGCAAGCCUUGUUCAACAUUUGAUAUUCAGUGCAAUCCAUUGCAUGCACUAGCAGCUCAAAGAUUAAAUAUGAUCAUAUCAAUAGGUACAGAAAAAGCAUUUGACAAAAUCCAAUAUCUAUUCGUGAUAAAACCUCUCAACACAGAAGGAAUACAGGAGAAUUUACUCAGUUUGAUAAAGAACUACUACAAAAAACCCUACAGCUAACAUCAUCCUUGAUGUUUCCAACUAGAUGCUUUCCUACUAAGAUCAGGAACAUGGCAAGGAACACCACUGCUUUUCAGCAUUGUACUGGAAGUACUAUCUAAUGCAGUGAUACAAAACAAAAAAAAAGGAAAUAAAAUGCACAUAAAUUUGGAAGGAAGAAAUACAACUGUUUUUGUUCUCAAAUAACAUGAUUGUCUUUGUAGAGAAUUCUAAAUAAACAACAAAAACCUGCUGAUAUUAAUAAGCAAUUAUAGCAGGGUUGCAGAAUAUAGUCCUCAGGUAUAUGAUAAAAAAGAAUUACACAUCAAGUCAUUAAAAGACAUAUAGGAACCCUAAAUGCUUAUCGUUAAGUGAAAACCAAUCUGAAAAGGCUUUCUGUGUUGUAUGAUUGCAAUUAUAUGACAUUCUGGGAGAGUCAAAACUAUCGAGCCAGUCAAAGGACCAGUGGUUGCUGAGAGUUGAGGGGAAAGGAGGGAUGGCAGGUAGAGAGGUGAUUUUUAGGGCAGUGAAAGUACUCUCUAGGGUACUGUAAUUUGUCAAAAUGCAGAGAAUGGAAAACAGUGAAUGGAAAACACAGAGUAAACCCUAAUGACAACUCUGGACUUCAGUUAAUAAUAAUGUACCACUAUUGGUUCAUCAAUUGUAACAAAUGAACCAUAAUGAUGCAAGAUGUUAAUAAUUGGGGAGCCUGUGGAGGAUGGGAGGGGUAAAGGUUAAUAUGAGAAUUCUCUGUACUUUUUGCUCAAUUUUUCUGUAACCCUAAAGCACUCUGAAAAAUGAAGUGUAUUAAGUAAAUAAAUAAGUAAAUAACCAACCAA